UAGAGUUGUUGUUUUGCGUUGGAAACCAGCUGAAUCGAUAAUCCAAACAAAAGUGCUAGUCUAGUCAUCAGGAUGUGCUGUUUUUCGUGAAAAACUAACGAAAAGUGGUGAAAAUUCCUUUCAAAAGUGCGAAAAUCAGUUCCAGAUGUUUUAAAGACGAACAAAUCAGUCCCAAAUGAGUCGUAGCGCCAAACUUAAGAGCGCCCCAGCCGGGGCCAAGAACGAGUGCGUACAGGUGGUCGUACGAUGUCGUCCGCUGAACAACAAGGAGCAGACCGGCAAUUUCCAGAAGGUGGUCGAUGUUUUCCCUAGCAGAGGUGUCAUCGAAAUACUCAACUGCAAUGAAUCGUCCCGGGAGAACAAAAAAAUGUUUACCUACGAUGCGGUAUAUGAUGCAAACUCAACCCAACAACAGUUGUACGAUGAGGUGGUUCGUCCAUUGGUUUGUUCCGCCCUGGAGGGCUUCAAUGGGUGUGUUUUUGCCUACGGUCAAACCGGUACCGGUAAGACGCACACCAUGGAGGGCAUCAAGAAUGACCCCGAGCAGAAAGGUAUCAUUCCGAGAGCAUUUGAACAGAUCUGGGCUCACAUCAAUCGAGCCCAGAACAUGAACUUCCUUGUGGCGGUAUCGUACUUGGAAAUCUACAUGGAAGAACUGCGCGAUUUACUAAAGCCCAACUCUACCACGCCAUUGGAAUUGCGCGAACGGGAAGGAGGCAUAGUUGUACCGAACCUACACUCUGUCCUCUGCAAAUGCGUCGAAGAUAUGGUUAACGUCAUGCACAUGGGCAACAAAAAUCGCACCGUUGGAUUCACCAACAUGAACGAGCACAGCUCUCGUUCACAUGCGAUAUUUUUGAUCAAAAUAGAAAUGUGCGAGAUUGGAUCUACUCUAGUCAAGGUGGGAAAACUGAAUCUGAUUGAUUUGGCCGGUAGCGAGCGGCAAUCCAAAACCGGUGCUACGGCAGAACGUUUGAAAGAGGCUAGCAAAAUCAACCGGGCCCUUUCCUCCUUGGGAAAUGUCAUUUCUGCUCUGGCCGAAAAGUCGCCACAUAUUCCAUACCGUGAUUCCAAAUUGACCCGUCUAUUACAAGAUUCCCUCGGCGGCAAUUCGAAAACUAUUAUGAUAGCAAACAUUGGUCCCUCAGAAUUUAACUAUAACGAGACGUUGACUACUCUUCGAUACGCCCAUCGGGCCAAGACUAUUGAGAACAAACCGGUGGUCAACGAAGAUCCACAGGAUACGAAGUUACGUGAAUACCAGGAUGAAAUUGCACGUCUUAGGCAACUUAUCACGGAACGCCAGACUCGAGAAAAACCUCCGCCCAAAGUUAAAAAGAUCAAACGGAAGACUUUGAAACGCGAAGAAAGCCUCGAAUCGGAUGAAAAAUCCGACUCCGAUGCAGAAGAAGAGGAGGAAGAGGACGAAAAGGAAAACGAACAAGACUUUAGUGAACUCGACGCCAAGGCUCAGGAAGCGCUUACCAAAGAACGUGAAGCCACGGCCAAUCUGGCCGCUAAGCUGAACGAGCUGGAAAACCAACUAGUCAAGGGUGGCAAAAACAUACUCGACACCUACACCGAACGUCAGAUGGAAUUGGACAAAAAGUUGGCGGAAAUCGCCGAGCGUAAAAAGCGCGAAAUUGAAAUGCAACAACAGUUGGAGCUACAAGAAGAAUCCACCAUGGAGAUUAGAGAAACAUUCACAUCGCUGCAGCAGGAGGUAGAGCUGAAAACAAGAAAGCUGAAGAAAUGCUAUGCCAAAUGCAUGGCACUGAAGCAGGAAUUGUCCGACACCCGCGACGAACACAAUCGGGAUCGGCGGGAGCUGGAAAUGACGCAGAACGAGCUGAUCAAGGAGCUCAAACGGUUGCUGCUGAUAAUCGAUAAUUUCGUGCCGGCCGAGGUGAAAUCUCGCUUGUACACCCAGGCCAAGUACGAUGACGAAGCCGAAGAGUGGUAUCUCAAUAGUAACAUGAUUCUGAGCAACCAUCUAGCGAUGGCCCGGCCCGUUGCCGAUCCGAACCGAAGACGGCCGAUGUCCGAAUAUGCGCUGCACCUAAUCAAGUCAGAUUCGGUUGAUGCUGUGAGGUAUAAGGGAGAAAACAUCAUAAAUUACGAGCUGGACAUGCCGUUGCGAACCACAUAUGAAUACUCUAAUCCGAAAGUGUCCGCUUCGCUCCAGGCAGUCUUGGCCGAGGCCAUGCAAACCGAGGACGACAUUGACAUCACCGAUCAGGCCAACUAUGCCAGCAUCAUGAAACAACGCCUGGACAAGAUCACCCGGCGCAACGUUGACCCGCAGAAUGGCAGCAGUGGAGCACUCAAUGGUAACGGUUCCACGCACGGUCUCGGGUCCGGUUCCGGCUCGAUGAACGGCAUUCCUCCGAGCAGCAGCGGAAGUGGAAUCGGAACAAGCGGAACCUUGGCUAGCAACCACCGUGCUCGUUCCUCGAUCUACAAUAACCGUGGAAUGUCGGCUGCACCCACUUUUGGAGCCUACUCUGGAUCGACAGCCGCCAGUUCCAGCAGCAAGAACAAGGCCUCACCGGCCAGUGCCGCCACAUUUCCGAAGGCGCGUGGUUUAAUACCGAAAUAGAUUAAGCGCCAAGGUGAAACUGAAGUACUCAUUUGAAGGGGGCUAUUCUCGAAUGCCUACCAAAAGCAGCAACAGAAAAAAAGAUCAUGCAUCUUUCAUUCUCUAAGAACAAAAAUCAUUCAAAUUUUCUCAUCUUCCUCACACAGUUCUUUGCACCACAAACGCUUAGCACCACUUUUCCUCCUUCUCCCACCACCCACUUUGGUUGCGCUUCUUUUGCCGAUGUUACAAAAUUAUGUUUGAAAGAACAACGCAUAUUUGAUGUAUCGAAUGAUAUUGGAACCUUAUUUCGGAGCUUGAAUGCAGACAAAGUUUCACACGCGCGCGCUUGAACUAAAAUAAAAAAAAGGAAAAAGGCUUGAGGGAAAGAUUAUGCAAAGGAAAAGUAAAAUCAAAUCCCCCCAAACACAAAUUGGGGGGAAAAGCUUAUUUCUUCAGACUUCUAUUUGUGACAAAUUUAACCAUGAACAAAAUAACUGUAGAAUUACCAAUAUUUUCGUAGAACCCUAGCCAAUUUGAAGUUGUAGUUCCAAAAUUUGUAAAUCGAUCGGUGUCUAUUUUCUUCCGUCGGAAAUUGGUUCUCCUUAUUUUAGGUUUUUCUCAUAGUUGUGCUGUCAGAUUUCAACCAGUUGUACAUAGGAGUAUUAUACAUUUUUGUUAAGUCUUCGUUUCAUUUUGUUAAAGUUGAUCACGAGUUUAUUACCGUUUGUUUUUUUUUUUCUUAUUUGUUACCUCUAUCAUAGGUUCAGAACAAAUACAUCACCACGAAGUUUUACCCAGAGCUAUUGUUUAAGAAAAAGUUGUGUUCCUUUCUUAUUAUUGUCAUUAUUAUUGCACCGCGCUUAGUCACCUUCAUCGCUUGGUAGGAUCACUUUAUUAUAAUAGGUAUAGGCAAGCAGCUUGAAUUUUGCAGAAAGAACAUAUUAUUGUAUAUCAUACAAAGGUGUAUUAAUAAUAAUAGUUUAUAGUUUAGGAAGAAAUAAUAAACUUUAUUUGCUCAUUACUUUCCACCAACAAUCAUUAGUUUUCUUUUAAGUAUGAUUUUAUCAUCAAGUUCAACACAUCUCUCAUUUUUGUCUAAAUAUGAAUUUUGGAUCGACGUUUGUCGAUCGAGUCGUCAAUGUUCUCAAGUAAGUAGAAUACAGUAAGGAGACUUGCAGCAAAAUUUCAACAAAUUUUAUUGGACACUGUUGUCAGUACUUAAGGAAAAAAGUACGAAAAACAUUUGAAUAACAAUUGCGAAAAUAUCCAAGUUUUGUUCAGUAAUAUCGCAUCUUUUUUUACAUUCGAUUUACACUCUUUUUGAUUGAAGGAAAUUAAAAUAGCUGAAAUUCGGUGCAGUAUUUUUUUUUUCAAUCAAAAAUCAAUAUGAAAAAUUUAAGAUAAUCUAUCUCUAAUGGUCUGAUUUCGGCCACUUUUAAUUCCAGAAGAUUAAAUUUGAAGUUCCAUUUAAACAACAAGAUUUUUGGUUUGAAACCCUUCAAACUCUUGAUCUUUUGACAGAAAUAAAGAAAAAUGUUUGUGAACCAUUUUUCUCAAGGUUAAACAUUUAUAUUAUUACCUCGAAAAAAAAAAAUGUAAAAUUUUUCAUUCCAAUUGAAAACAAGCCAUAACAAAACUUGCAUUUCAACUUUUUACCAAACAGCAUGACGAUAGUUUAUGAACGAGUUAAUGGCCCGUAUUCUGCGCCGCGCGUGACGUGAUGAUUCCCUCCUCACCUCGGAGUCACCGUGAGAUUUGUCACCUUAUUCCCGUAGUCGAUAUGGGUAAAGUGACAGAGGUUCAUUCUAGGUGACAUUAAAUUAACAUUGAAACUCGUAGUAUCGAGCAAUUGAUUUGUCCAAUAAAACUGUUUAGGUAAAAAUCGGUACGUACUAGACCAGGGGGAGAAAUUGAAAACAAACUGAAGUUAUCGUCAAUCGAUUAUCGAUCAAUUCGUUUGGACUGUUGGCAUCGAAACAGUUUUUUGUGUAAGUCUCAACCCCGUCUCCAUGUUACGUUUAUGAAAAGCAAAAAUGAACACAUUGCAGAAGGGUUUUUACAUGGAAUAGGAACAAUGUAAGUCACGCGAUUUCCAUACAGCAACAAAACUAAUUCCGUAUUUAAAACAAAAAGAAAUUUAUAGAAACCAGUUGAAAAAUAUUGUGCAAAACUAUGCUUGUUGAAAAUCUAAGAAGAAUGUAACGCACUCCAUUGUAUGAAAUAUAAAUAUUGAACCAUCCUCAAUAAAACCGAAUAAAUGGAAGCUAAAAACGGCUUGACACAUUCGACGAACCUGUUC
This is a messenger RNA of Uranotaenia lowii, 4880 nucleotides long. It is a transcript of the gene Klp68D, whose product is annotated as kinesin-like protein Klp68D. Gene Ontology annotation, biological process: microtubule-based movement. The transcript has 4 exons. The coding region runs from base 176 to 2599 and encodes 807 amino acids. NCBI's taxonomy places the organism in Eukaryota, Metazoa, Arthropoda, Insecta, Diptera, Culicidae. The record is from RefSeq and is a predicted model, not a curated record. Gene Ontology annotation, molecular function: ATP binding; microtubule motor activity; microtubule binding.